GGCACGUCUUAAACGCAUUAUAAUAGUCAUAUAAUUACUUGUAAAGAAUCAAACGGCCAGCACCGUCGAUUGAGUAGAACCACAGUCGGAUCAAAUCACGAUACGGAGAAGAAAGCCACGGAAUUAUCCAGUGACAUAGUGUGGGAAAAAAUGGCUGGGAAACUGGUAUGCAUUGAAGACUACGAGAGAGAAGCUUUGAAGAGAUUGCCGUCGAUCGUGCGUGACUACUACAAAAGUGGUGCUGGAGAAGAAUUUACCCUUAGGUUGAACGUCGACGCAUUUCAAAAGUACCGAAUUAAGCCAAGAGUAUUGGUAAAUGUCGCAAAUCGUGAUAUAAGUACUGUGGUACUGGGACACAAGGUUUCUAUGCCUUUGGGGGUUUCACCAACGGCUAUGCAACGGAUGGCGCAUCCAGACGGAGAAUGCGCAAACGUCAGGGCCGCUGCUGCUGCGGGGACAAUAUUCAUUCUGUCGACUCUAUCGACGAGCAGUAUAGAAGAAGUUGCCGAGGCAGCUCCGAAAGCAGUAAAAUGGUUUCAGCUUUACGUUUACAAAGAUCGGAAUGUCACUGUUAAUCUGGUGCGAAGAGCUGAGGCUGCAGGAUUCAAAGCCCUCGUUCUUACGGUCGACACACCAAUGUUUGGUGAAAGAAGAGCUGAUCGUCGAAACAAAUUUUCUCUCCCUAAUCAUCUAAGACUGGCCAAUUUCGUAGGAAUAAAAUCAGAUAAAAUCAAUUCUGCUGACCAAGAAUCAGGACUAUCUGAGUACAGUUUGAGUCUGUUUGAUGCUUCAUUAUCUUGGGAAGAUGUUGACUGGUUAAGAAGCAUCACCCAUUUGCCAAUUGUGUUGAAAGGUGUGCUCACGGCCGAGGAUGCAAUUCUGGGACUAGAACACGGAGCAAGCGCGAUAUUGGUUUCUAAUCACGGGGCGCGGCAAAUCGACGGAGCUCCAGCAUCGAUCGAGGCGUUGCCGGAAAUUGUAAAAGCUGUGGGAAGCAAAGCCGAGGUGUAUUUGGACGGCGGCGUUAGGCAAGGAAUCGACGUAUUCAAAGCACUCGCACUCGGCGCUAAAAUGGUAUUCGUCGGUCGUCCCAUGUUGUGGGGUCUUACGUGUAACGGCGAAGAAGGGGCGAGUUCCGUACUAGACAUACUUAGAUCAGAAAUCGAUAAGGCCUACGCGCUUUCAGGUUGCGCAAAGACGAGGGAUAUAAAACCAUCCAUGGUUGUUCACGAAUCUGUAUAUAGUCGACUUUAAAAAAAAACUUUACUCAUAUCCCUGCUAUAUCCUUCAAGGUGAACAGUACAAUUAGCUGUGGCCAUGGAUCUAUAUGAAAUUCGUGAGACAAAAGGCGUUUCAAAGAAAUAUACGUAAGUCGAAGGCGUAUCUAGUUUAGUACGUCAUACAACAAGAAGUACUUGAUUUUAUUGAAAUAUAUUAUUAGAAACGAUA
Molecule: messenger RNA, 1449 nt
Organism: Neodiprion fabricii
Lineage: Eukaryota; Metazoa; Arthropoda; Insecta; Hymenoptera; Diprionidae
Gene: Hao
Product: hydroxyacid oxidase 1
Exons: 9
Coding region: 151-1254 (367 amino acids)
Molecular function (GO): FMN binding; oxidoreductase activity
Source: RefSeq, a predicted model, not a curated record